AUGGCGACCACAGCUAUGGACUAUGAGAACGCCAAUGGCGACCGAUUCGAUGAGGAGGCGCCCCGCUACGAGCGUGACAAUCGCUCUGCCUCGCCCCGCGGUGACAACGGCCACGAUAGUGCUCGUCGCCGCUCGGCGUCACCCGCUGGCAACGGCGACCGCGACUACAGCGGACCCAAGGACGAUGGCGGCAGCAAGGGCGGUGAUGAUGAUGGUGCCAUCAACCCCGGAUCUAACCUGUUCGUCACCGGCAUUCAUCCCCGUCUGACCGAGCAAGAGGUUACGCGCCUCUUUGAGAAGUACGGCGAGGUCGAGAAGUGCCAGAUCAUGCGUGACCCCCACACCAAGGAGUCUCGUGGCUUCGGCUUCGUCAAGAUGGUCACAUCUGACCAGGCCGACGCCGCCAAGGAGGGCCUCCAAGGUGAGCAGAUCGAGGGCCGUACUCUGAGCAUUGAGAAGGCUCGUCGUGCUCGUCCUCGCACUCCCACCCCCGGCAAGUACUUCGGCCCACCCAAGCGAGAGGGUGGUGGUGGCGGUCGUGGUGGCGGCCGGUUCGGAGGUGAUCGCUAUGGCGAUGAUCGACGCCGAGGCGGCUAUGGAGGCGGUUACGGCGGAGGUCGUGACGAUAGCUACCGCUACCGAAACUACGAUCGUCGCUAUGAGGAUCGUGGCGGCUAUGAUCGUGGCUAUCGCGAUGAUCGCGGCGCUGGUGGCUCUUCCGGCGGCUAUGAUCGAAGCUACCGAGACGAUCGCAACAGCGGAUAUGAGCGCCGUGACAGAGACGAUGGCGGCUACAGCGGCAGCCGUGGCGAUCGUUAUGGAGGUGGACGCGAGGACCGUGGCCAACGCUAUGGCGGCGGAGGUCGCGGUGAGGGAGGCGAAGAUCGCCGAGGCGGUUACGAGCGUCGAUAUGAGGAUCGUGGCGGUGAUCGGGAUGGUGGCCGUUCUCGCGAGCCCGCUGCUGGUCCCGCUGCUGCCGGCGGCUACGGCGAGUCUGCUCCUCGAGGCGAGGCCCGUGAGGCUUAUGGCGGUGCGUAG
Messenger RNA from Phaeoacremonium minimum UCRPA7, 1038 nucleotides. RefSeq names its product putative transformer-sr ribonucleo protein. Gene Ontology annotation, cellular component: spliceosomal complex. Gene Ontology annotation, molecular function: RNA binding. Gene Ontology annotation, biological process: positive regulation of mRNA splicing, via spliceosome. The transcript has 4 exons. The coding region runs from base 1 to 1038 and encodes 345 amino acids. NCBI's taxonomy places the organism in Eukaryota, Fungi, Ascomycota, Sordariomycetes, Togniniales, Togniniaceae. The record is from RefSeq and is a predicted model, not a curated record.